Molecule: messenger RNA, 9396 nt
Organism: Penicillium salamii
Lineage: Eukaryota; Fungi; Ascomycota; Eurotiomycetes; Eurotiales; Aspergillaceae
Source: the annotation of a GenBank genome assembly
AUGCUGGAAGGAGUAGUCGCUAACCUACUCAACCGAUUCCUCGGAAUUUACGUCAAGAAUUUCGAUGCGACACAACUCAACAUCGGUAUCUGGUCGGGCGACGUCAAGCUACGGAACCUCGAAUUACGCCGCGAAGCGCUCGAUCAGCUCCACCUACCUUUAAAUGUCGUCGAAGGCCACCUCGGCGAGCUCACUUUAUCCAUUCCCUGGUCAAAUCUACGAGGCAAGCCGGUGAAGGUUGAUAUCGAGGAUGUUUUCUUGCUGGCCGCGCCGAGAGAAGAUGCGGAUUACGAUCCGGAGGAAGAAGAGAGGCGCGCGAAUGCGCUGAAGAUGGAACGGAUCGAGAGCGCCGAGAUCCUGCGGGAGCGAAAUGCGGAGGGCAUGAGUCAGGAGGAGCAGCGUCGGAAUCAGAGCUUCACGCAGAGCAUGAUCACCGCUGUGGUGGAUAACCUACAGAUCUCCAUCAAGAACGUGCAUUUCCGCUAUGAGGAUUCAAUUGCUUCGCCCGGUCAUCCAUUCGCCCUCGGUGUGACUCUGAAGGAACUGAGCGCCGUCAGCACGGACGGGGAUUGGAAUCCGACUUUCAUCCAGUCAGACUCUAGUGUCACGCAUAAGCUCGCCGUCCUUGGUGCUCUCUCGGUUUACUGGAAUACAGACGCAAAGCUCCUUGGAACUGGACGGGGAUCUGACAUCGGAGCUGAGGCUCAAGGUAUCAGUCGUGCAGAGUUGAUGGAGAAGCUGAAAACCGCCAUUGAUGAGGACCAAGGUAAUCAAUACAUGCUGCGUCCCGUCAGUGGCCGUGCUGGAUUGGAGAUGAACAAAUCCGGCAAAUAUGACACACCUGCCAUCAAGGCACGUUUACUCUUCGAUGAACUCGGCUUCGUUCUGGACGACAAGCAGUAUCGCGAUGCUUUGAUGUUGGUUGACUUGUUCCAUUACUUCAUUCGCCACCAAGAGUACAAGAAAAUUCAACCCAAAGCUUCCCCGAAAGAGGAUCCGCGAGCGUGGAUGAAGUUUGCAGGAGAAGCAGUCUUGAGUAAGAUCCAUGAACGUAAUAGACGUUGGACUUGGGACUAUAUCAAGGAACGCAGAGAUGACCGCAUUGCGUACAUUGCCUUGUUCAAAAAGCGAAAGAAGGAAGAAGUCUUCACACCCGAGGAGAGCAAGGAAAUGGAAAAGCUCGAAGCGAAACUCAGCUAUGAGGAUAUUCGAUUCUGGCGGUCACUUGCACGAAACCAACUGCGAAAGGAGAACGUGGGAGUGAAGAAGCCCGCCGAACAACAGUCUUGGUCAGACUGGUUUUGGGGCGCCAAGAAGGAAGAAUCCGAGGAAACAGCCAUGACCGAAGAACAGCGACAGGAGCUAUACAAUGCGAUCGACUGGGAUGAGAAAAAGGCUAUUACUGAGAGCGUUGACCUGCCCCGAGAAUGGGUCAAACUCGAGGUCAAUUGGAGUCUCCGAGCCGGUAGCUUCACCCUGGUCCAGGAACCCCAUGGAGCGGCGAAUGAAGUCAUGAAGCUAGUGUUCAAUAAUUUCCGAGCCAAAGCCCUCCAGCGCCCCGACUCGUUUUUCCUCGAUCUCGACUUGGGAGGAUUGAAGAUGUACGACGGUACUACUGCUGGUACUCUCUAUCCUCAAAUUGUCAAGGUCAAAGAUUCUCUCGACUCUGCCGACGAUCAGAAGAGUUUGACACUGGAUCAAUCUACUGCGGAUAUCAAUGAUGAAGGAAGUCUGUUCCAUUUGCAACUGGAGCAAAACCCCCUCGAGAGCGACGCAGACACUGCCGUCAAAGUGAAGCUGAAGAGUAUUGAGGUAAUUUACAACCCUAGAUUCCUCGUCGAGAUUGUCAAAUUCUUCGAACCACCUGAAAGGCACAUGGAGUCUAUUGGUGCUUUGAUGGACACUGCAGGUGCAACUGUGGAAGGCCUUCGACAGCAAACACGGGCUGGCCUGGAAUUUGCCCUGGAGGAACACAAGAAGGUCGAUGCGCAAUUUGAUGUUCAUGCACCCCUGAUCAUUGUCCCUGAAAGCAUCACGCAGCCCAGCUCCCUUUGCCUAAUUAUCGAUGCUGGUCAUGCUAGUGUCAACAGCGAGUUGGUCGAUCGACAAGCAAUGCGCGACCUCCAGGCCAAACAGAAGCGUCAGUAUGAAGAAGAAGACUACAAGCAGCUCGAGCAUCUGUUGUACGACCGAUUCCUCAUCAAACUUGAUUCUACGCAAGUUCUCAUCGGCCCUGGCGUUGAAGCUACCAAAGCCCAGCUCAACACCAACGAAGAAUCCAGGAACUUCCACAUCAUCGAUCGCAUCAACGUGGAUUUGGCAUUGGAGAUGUGCAUUGUCCCUAAGGUGACCCAGCUCACGCGAACCCGGAUCUCCGGACAUUUGCCCGAACUUCAUGCGUCGAUGUCGGAUACCAAAUAUAAGGGACUGAUGAAAUUGAUCGACAUCGCAAUUCCUCAAUUCGACAGCAAAUCUGAUACAGCUGCGAAGGAGGAUGUUGUCACACGACCCAGGUCGUCAUCCUUCCAGCCACCAGUCCAACGAGAUCUUCCUGUUGUUGAUGACGAUGACGAUGUCGAAGAAGUCGAACCGAAGAAAGAUCAAACUGGCUCACCUGCCAUCCACCGCCGGGACUUUGAAUUCAAGUUCACCGUUGGUCGUCUUCGUGGAUCACUCUCUCGCGCCGAUCCCCACGACCUGCAGAGAGAUCAUUUGCUAGUUGAAUUGGUAGCCGAAGGCUUUGAAUUGGACUUCUACAUGCGCCCUUAUGAUAUGGUUGCUGAAGUCGUUCUGAAAUCGCUGAGUGUAGACGAUUACAUCGAAGAGAAUCCGGUCCCUGAGUUCAAGAGGAUCAUCUCUUCCAAGGGAUUCAACGCCGAUGAAGACAAGGACCUCUUCCAAUUGAAGAUGGUGCGGGUCAAACCCGAGUCUCCCGAAUUCGAGUCGACAUACGAAGGCGUCGCCAUGAAUCUCGACAUAGCAGUCUCUACCAUCAACCUCGUUGUGACGAGAAAGACACUUCUCACACUUCUAGACUUUAUCCUUCUUACCUUCACAAACCCCCAACAACCCGCUGAGGUCAUCGAGCCCAAAGACAGGGUUGAGGCGAUAGAGGAAAAGCCACAAGCUGCUGGAAAGCUUCGCAUCAGGGCUAACCUUAAGAGUAUCGCAUUGAUUCUCAAUAAUGAUGGUGUGCGCCUGGCAACCUUGAGUUUGAACACUGCCGAUGUCGGAAUUUUCCUCGUCGGAGCCUCUAUGCUCAUUCAAUCUCGGAUCGGCAGCUUGACGUUGGUUGAUGAUGUCAACCAAGGAGCUUCAGAGGACUCAGAUAUUCGACGCCUCCUCACCAUAGAAGGGGAAAACUUCGCCGAUUUCAAGUACGAAACCUUCGACGCCGAAAGUGACACUUACCCCGGUUACGACUCUGAAGUCUACCUCCGUUCCGGAUCGAUCAAAAUCAACUUUAUGGAGGAGCCAUACCGCAAAAUCAUCAACUUCCUUGUCAAGUUUGGUAAGAUGCAAGCCAUUUUCAAUGCAGCUCGUCAAGCUGCAGCCAACCAGGCCACUCAUAUGCAAGAGAACGCGUCGCGGAUGCGGCUUGAUGUUGUAGUCAAGACACCUAUUGUGGUAUUCCCUCGCGUGAUGUUGGAUGAUCGCCCACGCGACACAAUCACCGCUCAUCUUGGUGAGAUCUAUGUCAAGAAUGAAUUCGUGCCCAUGGAUGAAGGAAAGGACAGCCCUGCUGUCAAUGUCAUCUCCACUGGUGUUCGCAACAUUCGUCUUACUUCCAAGUUCCAUUUCGAAGAUGGUACUGCCGAGGAAUUGGAAAUGAUCCAAAAAGUGAAUUUGGACUUCAGCAUUUGCUAUUUGGAGCAUCAAGCCAACAACCCCCGCCCAGACAUGGAGAUAGAGGGUUCAUUAUCUCCUAUCAACUUGCGCAUCUCCCAGAGCCAGCUCAAGUUCCUGUUGGAGCUGUCAAAGUCAAUUCCGGGCGCUUUCGCUACUGACGCCGAGCAACAAGAGCUUGAAGCUAUGGAGUCUUUACCUUCCUCUGUCACCGAACCCACAAGAGAGGCUACUCAAACAACCCAGGAUGUCUCGAAUACUUCUACUGGUGAGAAAGAGACUUGGGUACGCCUGGACAUGAUCUUCAAGGUCGACAGUGUCGGACUGGAGCUUAUCCUAGCAAACGACAACCAGCCUGUCGGCCAAUUGGAGGACGCUAGUCUGUCCAAGUUCUCUCUCAACGAUACUCGAGUGAAGAUGCGCAUGUUGACAGAUGGAUCAUUGGAGUCGGAGCUUCUCAUUCACUCGUUCUCCAUUCGUGAUAGUCGCAAGCAAGACUCCAACAAAUUCAGGAACAUCAUGUCUUUGAUCAACAAUGACGUUCAGCAACAGUUCAUGGCUAGCGUCUCUAUGUCUGGAGGGCAAGAAAGGCACAUGAUUGCCAUGUUGACUAUUGAUAGCCCUCGCAUCAUGUUUGCUCUUGAUUAUCUGUCCGCAUUGCAGUCUUUCAGCCAAUCUGCAUUUGCAUCUGAAGAACCGCCAGUGGUGGAAGAAAGCGAGACAGAAGACUCCGAAACAGGAUCCGUCACAGCCGCAAGCUCUGAUAAGGCUAUCACUGAGGGCUCAUCCGGUACCCAAGGUGCCGGCAUGACAGUGUCAUUCCGAGUGAAUCUUGUCGAUGCUCAAGUCAUCAUGGUGGCAAACCCUGCCAUUCCUCACUCAGAGGCUAUUGUUCUGGGGACCAAGGAGAUGCUGAUAUCCCAUCAGAAUGUUUUCACUUUGCAGAUCCAAAAAGUGGGCAUGUUCUUGUGUCGCAUGGACAAGUUUGAAACGUCACGACUUCGUAUUUUGGAUGACUUUACCCUUGAAAUGUCUGUUGACAGCCGAGACCAGGAGAAGGGAUCUGCUUUGACCUCUAUCGAAGUCCACCUUGAACCCCUGGUCCUCCGCUUGUCCCUGCGAGAUAUUCUCAUGGCAAUCCAGAUUGUCAACAAGGCUUCUGAGAUGAGGGCUCAGAAUUCCCAACAGAUCGAAACUGGCGAGGUUAAGAAGAUUGGGGAUGCAAAGAGCACUAGAGCUCGCUCCACUAGCAAAGCUUCUCACACCAUUGCCAAUAGGACACGUCGCCUAAGUCAGAACCUUGGACAGGCUGGCCAGACAACUGCACCGCAAAGCUCGGUCAUUCUCAAGAGGGAAGAGCUAUCCGCGAAGAUCGACGGUGUUAGAGUCAUUCUGAUUGGUGAUCUGCAUGAUCUCCCUUUGCUUGACUGGAGCGUCAAGAAAUUCAAUGUAGAUGUGCGCGACUGGUCAUCAACACUGAAUGCCGACACCAACUUUGAGACGUUCUUGAACGUGUACAACUUCUCCAAGUCAGCAUGGGAGCCAUUGAUCGAGCCCUGGCAGCUCGGGUUCCACAUGGCCAAGGAAGUCAACCCGGAUGUCUUCUCAUUCGACAUCUAUUCCCACAAGACGAUGGAGCUUACCGUCACAUCUGCUACGAUUGCGCUUGCAUCAAAGUCAUUCCAGUUCCUCUCUACGGACGAGGACGUUCUUUCCAAACCGAGAGGCGCCGACGCACCCUACCGCAUUCGCAACUACACCGGGUUUGAUCUCAGGGUUUGGGCCGAUGUCAGCGCAGGAGAGGAAGGCCCAGCAGCGAAGCUGACCGAUGGCGAAGAAUCUCCAUGGCGGUUCGAGGAUUCCACUGCUGUCCGUGAGACAUUGACGCCUGAAGGCCAUGGUGGAGUUGUAGGCGUAAAGCUCGAAGGCAGUGGCUUCGAUAGUAUCAACCGCAUUCCUGUCGUUCGUGAGGGUGAGACCGUCUACGCUUUGAAACCCAAACAAGACAAUGUUCUUCACAGACUGCUCGUGGAAGUCACCCUGGGACCUGACAAUGUGAAGUACAUCACAUUCCGCUCCCCGCUUCUCAUCGAGAACAACACACAGAUCCCAGUGGAAUUGGGUGUCUUCAGCCCCGGAGAAGGUCAUCUUCUCAAGAUUGAGAAGAUUCUGCCUGGUGACGCUCGUCCCGCGCCUGUUGGAUCAGCAUACCUCCAUUCCGUUGUUCUUCGCCCCGAUCAGGGCUUCGGUUAUGAUUGGUCAAACGAGCAAUUGUUCUGGAAGGACUUAAUCAAGCGACCUACACGCACUGUCAAGUGUGUUGGAGAGAGCGGGCAGCAAGCCCCUCCUUUCUAUUUCCAAGUCAAUGCCACAUUUGACAACAAGGAUUCACUCACGGGCGUGUAUCCUUACAUGAGAGUUCGAAUCUUCGCCCCUGUGGAGAUUCAAAACCUGCUUCCGUAUGACUUCAAGUACCGCAUAUACGACAAGAAUACCAAGAAAGACUGGACCAACUUCCUGCGCAAGGGCGGUGUGAGCCCGGUUCAUGUCGUGGAGCUAUCUCAUCUACUUUUGCUCAGUAUUGAUCUGGAAGACACAGUCUUCCGCCAGAGCGAGUUUGCCAUUGUCAAUGGCAAUGCUCAAGACUACCGCAGAGAACAUACAUUGUCUCUCAAGGAUGAGCGAGGUCUCCAGCUGAAGUUGCAGCUUCAUUACUUCAAUAUCCCCAACAGUGGUGGCGCUUUCAAGGUUUCUGUCUACAGUCCAUACCUAAUACUCAACAAGACAGGUCUCCCCAUGGACAUCCAGAGCAAGGCAUUCCUUCAGUCUGCAAGAAAUGCUGCUGGGCAAGGACUCAGAGUCGACCCAAGAGACGAAGGCCGGGCACUUCCAUACAUGUACUCGUAUGCCAACGAGGAUCAAAGAAACCGAUCCAUUCUGAAGGUCGGUGAUUCUUCAUGGAGUAAACCGCAGAGUUUCGAGGCAAUUGGUAGCACCUUUGAGGUCAUUUUCCCUGAUCGCCAAGGCAGAUCCGAGUUCCACUCGGGGGUUUCUGUUGCCGAAGGCGAGGGCAAGUACAAGCUUACCAAGGUAGUGACCCUUGCUCCUCGCUUCAUUCUAAAGAGCAAACUCAAUGAGGAUCUCCUCGUACGUGAGCCCGGCUCGUCCAAUGUGCACCAGAUUCAGAGUGGCCAGCUGGUUCCCCUUCAUUUCCUUCGUCAGGUCGCAGAGAAGCAGCUUUGUCUCUGCUUCCCGGGAGUGAACAACCAAUGGUCCUCUCCAUUCAGCAUCGCCGAUGUUGGCACCGUUCAUGUCAAGCUGGCCAAGGCGAAUCAGCGACAAAAGCUGAUCAAGGUCGACAUCAUUUUGGAAGGAGCAACCCUGUUCCUGCACUUCAGCGUUGAGUCCCGGAACUGGCCGUUCUCCAUGCGCAACGAAAGUGACACAGAGUUCAUUUUCUACCAAGCCAAUCCUAAUAUCGAGGAUGAAGAUGAAGAUGACCACACCAGUGGCUGGAGACCGAUCCGAUACCGAAUCCCACCGCGAAGCAUCAUGCCUUAUGCAUGGGACUACCCGGCCACCAAAAACAAGUCUCUUGUGCUCACUUGCCAAGGAAAGGAGCGCCAUAUCAAGCUUGCCGAAAUAGGAAAUUUGAUUCCCAUGCGGAUCCCGCCUUCGCAGCCUGGUGGAUACCAGAAGAUCAUUGACAUCAAUAUUGCUGCCGAUGGUCCCACCCAGACGCUUGUGCUGUCCAACUUCAAGCCGUCAAAGAGUAUGUACAAGCAGCAAAGAGGACAAUCCUCCCAGAGUGGCACAAACACAGGCUUCGAAGUCAAGGAAAUGAACUCAGACGUCAACUUCAAGGCCCAGCUCCGUCUAGGUGGAAUUGGAAUCUCUUUGAUCAACCAGAAUCUAAAGGAACUGCUGUACCUCACGUUCCGGGAGAUUGAGAUCAAGUUCAGAGAGUCCAGACUUUACCAGACUCUCAACACCACGAUCAAGUGGAUCCAGAUUGACAACCAGCUCUACGGUGGUAUCUUCCCAAUUUUGCUCUACCCUAGUGUUGUUCCAAAGACUGGCAAAGAGAUGGAAGCUCACCCGAUUUUCCAUGCAAUGGUCACACGAGUCAAGGACGACUCGUACGGUGUUCUGUACAUCAAGUACGCAACCUUGCUACUGCAGCAGAUGACGCUUGAAUUGGACGAAGAUUUCGUUUUUGCCAUGCUUGACUUUGUCAAGAUUCCCGGUGCUUCGUGGACCGAAGAGCAGGAAGGCAAGCUGUGCGAUGAAGAUCUCAAUAUUCCCGAGCCGCAACAAUCGGAUAACGGACAGGAUGUUUACUUCGAGCUCCUCCACCUCCAACCAAUGCAAAUGGAUAUCUCGUUCAUGCGCACCGAGCGCGUCAAUGUGGAAGAUGCCAUGCAACCCUCCAACCCCCUGAUGUUCUUUGUCAAUGUUAUGACAAUGUCCAUGGGUAAUGUCAACGAUGCACCCGUCCGUCUCAACGCACUGAUGCUUGAGAAUGCUCGUGUCUCGUUCCCAAGAUUAGUUGGCAACGUUCGUGCACACUACACGCAAGAAUUCCUCCGCCAAAUCCAUAUCAUUCUUGGUUCGGCUGACUUCUUGGGCAACCCGGUCGGAUUGUUCAAUAACGUCAGCUCCGGCGUUGCUGCCAUUUUCUAUGAGCCUUAUCAAGGAUUGGUCAUGACCGACCGGCCUCAGGAACUAGGUAUCGGCAUCGCCAAGGGUGCCACCAGUUUUGUCAAGAAAUCCGUCUUUGGAUUCUCCGAUAGUAUGGCCAAGCUCACUGGUAGUAUGUCUAAAGGUCUUGCGGCUGCCACCCUUGACAAAGAGUUCCAGAACCAGCGCCGAAUGUCCAAGGUUCGCAAUCGUCCCAAGCACGCUCUUUAUGGUAUCACAGCUGGUGGCAAUGCAUUUGCUACUAGUCUGGCGAGUGGAAUUGGCGGCUUAGCGCGCCAUCCACUGCAAGGCGCCGAGAAAGAAGGCAUCCAAGGGUUCUUCAAGGGUGUUGGAAAGGGAGUCCUUGGUUUGGCUACUAAACCUGCCAUCGGUGCAUUUGAUCUUGCUUCUAAUCUUGCAGAGGGUGUUCGCAACACCACCACCGUUUUCGAUGCCGAAGGUCUCGACCGUGUCCGACUUACUCGCUUCAUUGGUACAGAUGGCAUCGUGCGCCCGUAUUCGCAGCGGGAGGCCCUCGGUCAAUUCUGGCUCAAGACCACGGACGAUGGCAAAUACUUCAACGAAGACUACAUUGCUCACUUGGAACUCCCCGGUCGGGACAUGCUGGUCCUAUUGACCUACGCCCGCAUAAUGCUCGUCCGAACGAAGAAGCUCUACACCGAGUGGGAUAUUCGUCUCACCGACAUUCAAACCAUCUCCAAAGAGCGCACCGGAAUGAGUAUCACUCUCAAGGGUGGUGCCAACGGACCUUUCAUUCCCGUGCAAGACGAGAGCUCGCGCAACUGGCUCUACAGGCAGAUUGCCGUCGCUGUCAAUGCUUUCAACGAGAAGUACAAUGCCCGGGGAUAA